Messenger RNA from Ruditapes philippinarum (Manila clam), 1054 nucleotides. RefSeq lists its product as uncharacterized. The transcript is spliced from 3 exons. The record is from RefSeq and is a predicted model, not a curated record. The coding region runs from base 98 to 649 and encodes 183 amino acids. NCBI's taxonomy places the organism in Eukaryota, Metazoa, Mollusca, Bivalvia, Venerida, Veneridae. Gene Ontology annotation, molecular function: oligosaccharide binding.
CAUCAGUCAAUAUAAUAAAGAGGUUAGACUAUAAGCUUCAGAAUGAUGAAUAAAAUUAUAGUGUAAAUGUUACAAUUUAAUGUAAUUGUAUCUAAAAAUGACUCUAACAUUUUUACUUUUAUCUUUAACAGUAUUAUGUGUGUUCAAAAACACACGUGCUAUAUCUCAAAUAAGUAAGGAGCAUUUAAAUAAACGACUUGUUGGACAUGAAAUAUAUGAAAUACGUGUUAAUGGACGACAUGACUGUAUCCGCAAAUGUUUCUUUCUGCCAAUGUGUAAAAGUACAGAUUAUAAUGGAAAUGACCAUAUGUGUAAAUUAAAUGAUGUGGACAGCACUUCUGUCGAUAUGACGGAGUUUGAGGACAAACCAGGAGCAGUAUUUUCUGAUAUCACAGAAUGGCCAAUGGCAAUAGCAGGUGCAUGCGGCCAUCGACCCUGCUCAGAAGAACAACAACGAUGUCUUCCCCAUAAAAACACUUAUCGAUGUGCAGAUACGGAGAAAGAGGCCGACUGCAAAGAGAUCAAGAACAAAUAUCCCUUGGCUAAAGACGGUGUAUACACAAUACAGCUAUGGUUGUCUCAUCAAGUAAAGUCUGUUUAUUGUGACAUGACAACGGACGGUGGUGGAUGGACGGUAGGUUUUGUGUAAGAGGGUAGUAUAAGAAUAAUUGCGUGAUUUCGUAAAACAAUAUUUUCAGGCAUAGCCAAAGCUAUAAAUUCUUAACGAUUUUAUACCAUACUGUCUCUUAAAUAAAUACGUGAUCUUUUAGACAUUAAUAAACUAAUUAAAAAUAUUGAUUUUUUGAACUUACAAGAGGUAGACUAGAUUUUUACGUUCACGGUUUCAAUAACCCUUUCAGAUAUUUAUUGAUAUGCAUGAUGACUUUAUCUUCACCAAUAUGACACAGUCCUUCACAUUCAUAAUUCAGGAUGCCUACCAAAUAAGCAUCUGUAAAUUCAUUGUCUUUCCCUUUUUUAAGUAUUCUAUAUUAAUAUAAUUACAAUUUAUGAGUUUUUUUAUUACGUACCAGAGACAACAUUUAUAUAACUUCCA